Liolophura sinensis is the source of this 2070-nucleotide messenger RNA. RefSeq names its product piggyBac transposable element-derived protein 2-like. The record is from RefSeq and is a predicted model, not a curated record. NCBI's taxonomy places the organism in Eukaryota, Metazoa, Mollusca, Polyplacophora, Chitonida, Chitonidae. Bases 1 to 2070 code for a protein of 689 amino acids. The transcript is spliced from 4 exons.
AUGGAGCGGGACCAGCUUAAGGUUGAAGUAGCCAACUGCACACAGUUCAUUAAGGCAGGAAAACUUUUGUUCGGCUGGUCUUCGAUUGAGGAAGAGUGGUUGGGAAAAUCUCGAACGGGGAGUAGGCCCAAUACGUUUGCGCCCACCAAGGAACGAGUGGAAGACAACGAAAAACUUGCAGUUACAGAUGGAUACAUUGAAGAGGGGAUUGCUAGGAAGAGCAGCUGCAGCUUUGGAGUGAAAAAAUUCAUACUCACUAGGACUGGAGAGAUAGAAAUGGCGAGUAAUAUUGAUGUAGAUGACAUUCUUGACGCUGUUGACAUAGAUGACAGUGAAUAUGAUACAUCUGAUGAUGAAUACACUCCUAACUCUUCUGAAGAGAGUGAAAUAGAAGAUGAACCAGCUGCCAGGAGGGCCAAACCACCAAAGGCAAAGAAAAGACGAUCUUGCCCAGCUGAUACGGAUGAUGACAUUCCAUUAGCUGUCUUACGUGACCGGAUUCGCGAGUCCCGUGAAGAAGACUUUGACUCCGAAAUGUUGUCCGAAAUGCUAGAUUCACCGAUGUGGGCUGAGCUUCCACUGGGGCCAACUGAUACUGCCUUCAAAGGACCAAUCGAGCAGCUGCUCACAGAUGGUUUGCAAUCCCCCUAUGAAUUUUUUCGGCUGCUGAUUACUGACAACAUGCUAGAACAUGUGGAAAGGCAAACAAAUCUCUAUGCAAUGUCUAAGAGUGGUAUCGAACUGAAAACAACUGCAAAAGAAAUCGAAGUGUUCAUAGGACUAUACUUGCGUAUGGGCCUUAUGAAAAGUCACUGCGUCAGGGCAUAUUGGUCAUGGGAAACACGCUAUCCACCUGUGGCAGAGGAGAUGUCAAGAAAUAGAUUUGAACUGUUGGCAAGGCAUAUUCACUUUUGUGAGAACACAUCACUCACAGAUGAGCAGAAAGCAGCUGAUCGCGUAUGGAAGGUACGGCCUUGGUUGGGCAUGUUACGCACAAAUCUUGAGAAAAUUAUUCCAUUGCAAGACCAGAGCGUUGAUGAAAUAAUGGUUGCCUUCAAAGGUAGAUCUGGACUAAAACAAUACAUCCGUAACAAGCCCAGAAAAUGGGGAUUCAAGCUGUGGGCUCGUGCUGGGUCUGAUGGAAUACUCCAUGAUUUUGAUGUCUACCAAGGGAAGAGGGAUACAGAUAACUCAAAUAGAGUGGGUAUGGGUGGGAAUGUGGUGUUAGAGAUGACACGAAAACUCCCUACAGAUGCCAAUUUCCGCAUUUAUGCUGAUAACCUUUUCUCUGGACUGGCUCUGGUAAAUGAACUCCGAGAUAGGGGGAUGUGGUAUGUUGGUACAGUCCGUGAGAACAGACUGAAAGGCUGUAACUUGAAGUCAGAGAAACAUCUGAAGAAAGAGAAACGGGGUGCUGUGGAUAGUAAACUGGAGGUUAAUUCCAACACUGUGGUAGUCCGUUGGAUGGACAACAGAAAGGUAGACCUGAUUUCGUCAUUUGUAGGAGUGGAACCCAUUACAACUGUGAACCGAUAUGAUAAGAAACGGAAACAGUUUGUUGAAGUAGAGUGCCCCGCCAUAGUGAAAAUGUACAACAAAAACAUGGGAGGGGUUGAUCUCUUGGAUUCUCUCACAGCCCUGUACAAAUUUGGCAUCAAGUCAAGGCGCUGGUAUCUGUACAUCUUCUACCACACGAUAAACAUGGCUGUCGUAAAUUCAUGGAACUGGUAUCGUCGCCACUGCUCUCUUCUCGCGGAAAAGUCACUCCAGCUCUCUGAUUUCCAAUCCAAUAUUGCCAGUUGUCUUAUCAAUGUGAAGAAAGUUCCUGGAAGACCCGCGAUGAAUUCCCCUUUAACACCCAAACCUGCAGCCUCCAGUACAAAUGAGCAGGUGCCAUUCGCUGAUGUUCGUCUGGACUCCGUCGGUCACCUGCCAGAGUGGACAACCAGAGGUCGAUGCAAGGCCCCAUCCUGCCAGAAACUCAGCUUUGUUGUCUGCACGAAGUGCAAAACCCAUUUGUGUUUUAACAAAGACCGGAACUGUUUCAAAGAUUUUCAUUCCAACAAGUAA